AUGUCUGCCUGUAACAACACUUCACUCGAGCUCACUCAAUUUCAAGCAUGGCUACAAAGCUGGUCCCUCUCAUUAGAAUUGUACGAUGAACGAUAUUCCAUCGAUGGUUUAUGGAUUUGGAAAGAAAAUGCUUUGGAACUCUAUCAUCGUGUACUGGAUCAUUUGGAUAAGUAUGUGGAUGCAUCGGAACGAACGUUGAAACGACAACAAAUGGAGCAAUUAAUGAAACAAGAAAAUAUUACAAGGCUUGAUGAUUUAUCCUCUUCUCAGAAAACUCAACUCUCUGCUAUUGAUGAGAAGAAGUUGGAGAGAAUUCAACUGCCGAGUCUUGUAAGCUUACGGGAUCAACCUUUAACGAAUUAUAAUCCUCAUCCGAGGAGUGGUAGUGGAGAUGUCGCUAGUGAAGAUGCUAUCGUUAGUAAUCCAAAUUCACAAAAACAUCAACAACAAAGCAAUAUUGAUGACGAUCAAGAUCCGUUUAUGAUUUUUGAUGAUUUUUUGGAUCCUCAACAAGAGUCAAUGGAUGAAUCAAGCACUAGGAGAUUUUCUAAAAGUGUUGUUGAUACAUCUUUAGCAAGUGACCAUCAUGCAUCGACAUCAUCAUUCAAUCCGAAAUCUUUUCUUCAUUUACUGGAAUCAAAAAUGUUUCACAUAAGUAGAGGUUACAUUUACGAAGAGUAUGAAAUGAAAUGCAAUUAUCCCAAUAUAUAUUUGAAACCAAAUAGUGAAUGGAUAGUAUUUCCUUACUUUAAAAAUGUUAUCAGAUCAUACACACAGUUACCAUACAAGAUUAUUACUCGUACUUCGAACUUUCAACAAGUUUUAAAUGAUGAUGGAAUACAAUUGCCUUUAUUUUAUGGAAAUAAGGAAAAUUUACAAUACGAAAUUCAUACCUGUCAUGAAAGUGAGAAUUGUGCAUUGAUUUACAUUUCGGAAACUAUUUGGAAAACAAACUUUUUAAAAGUUCUAUUGAAUAUUUGUAACCUAUAUAAUGGCAUUACAUAUAGAAUUUUUCCAUGGAGAACAUUUUCUCAUUGUUUUGAAAGUUUGGCAUUUGACAUUGCUCUUCCAUACAUUAAUACCUUUGUCAACAUUGCUCAUACAAAUUACUAUUCCAAGGUCUUCUCCGAAGUCUAUAACAUCCAAUAUCCAGUGAAGUUUGGCAAUCAAAUAGCUCCUGUUUUUCAAACCUGUGGAGUUGUCUCCUCGCGUGUUAUUGGAGCCUGCAUUGCAUCCUUAUCAGAUGAGAAAGGACCACUCCUUCAUUCAUCCCUCAACAAGUUUCAAAUUGUCAUCAUUCCAAUAUUGAGCAAAUCCGUAGACACAAAUAUUCUUUACGAAAAAAUUAAUGAAAUUGAAAAUCGACUUUCCACAUUUGGUUUCAGAGUUUAUUCUGAUCUUAGGUAUGGCACGAAAAACGUGGAAAAAUUUUACUAUUGGGAAUCCCGUGGAGUCACAUUGAUUUGUUCAGUCGGAAAAAGUGAAAUUGAAACGAAUCGUUUUACAAUUAAGGGAAGAAAUUCUAGUGAAAAAAUUACUUUACCAUUAGAAUCUUUUUCGAGAGAGGAUAUCGAUCAGUUUUUGAAAAAAGAAGAUUUAAAUCUCCAACAUCAAAUUCAACAAAGAGUGAAAAUUAUUGAGUGUUUGACAAUGACUGAAUUAAUUGACGUGUUCGAAAAUGGUCUCUUGAAAUUGAGAGAACCAAGCAACGACCCAAAACAACGAAAAAAAGAGCAAAUGGAAUUCAAUAUCAAAUUAAUGACAUCAAGUCCAUUCUUUAUCGUUGUAGCCCCAAUACAUUUUGAACCAACAAACAAUGAGAGAGUGAGGCAACUGCAUCAAGCCAAUGAAAGAUUCUUUAAGGAUUGUUGCGCUGAAUUUAGAGGAUACAUUCCGUUUGGGUCGUCCUAUUCCGAAUUGAAUUGGCAUUUGCAAGAGAGCAUGCCUUGUCACCAGCUCGAGAAUGGCACUACAAAACGUUGCAUUAUUUCAGGAGAAGAGGCCAAUGCGUGGAUGGUGAUUGCAAGAUAUUGA
This is a messenger RNA of Naegleria fowleri, 2034 nucleotides long. RefSeq lists its product as uncharacterized. The transcript is spliced from 3 exons. The record is from RefSeq and is a predicted model, not a curated record. NCBI's taxonomy places the organism in Eukaryota, Heterolobosea, Eutetramitea, Acrasida, Naegleriidae. Gene Ontology annotation, molecular function: proline-tRNA ligase activity; ATP binding. Gene Ontology annotation, biological process: prolyl-tRNA aminoacylation. The coding region runs from base 1 to 2034 and encodes 677 amino acids. Gene Ontology annotation, cellular component: cytoplasm; aminoacyl-tRNA synthetase multienzyme complex.